GUGCAUGCGCCGCGCGGGGCGGGCCGGGCAGAGGCGAGGGGAGCGCGCGCGCCAUGGCGGCCCCUCCGUGCGCCUUCUCCCCCCGCGGGUGCCGCUUGUUCGCCUCGGCCGGGCCCGAUGGGCGGCUGCGCGUGUGGGACACGGCCGGCAGCCGCCUGCAGCACGAGUACGUGCCCUCCGCCCACCUCAGCGCCGCCUGUACGUGCCUGGCCUGGGCCCCGGCGGGUGCGCGGCAGCCCCCCAGCAAGGAUGGCCCCCAGAGGAAAAAACGGAAGUCUGAAGUUGGAGGAGAAGUGGACAAGCAGUUAGAUAUCCUGGCUAUUGGUACAGCAGUUGGUAGCAUUUUGUUGUACAGCACAGUAAAAGGAGAAUUACAGAGCAAGCUAGAUGGUGGUCAUGACAGUAGAGUAAACUGUGUGAGAUGGCAUCAAGAGAGCUGCUGCUUGUAUAGCUGUUCAGAUGACAAACACAUUGUGGAAUGGAACACACAGACCUGCAAAGUAAAGUGUAAGUGGAAAGGCGACAAUAGCAGUGUCACCUGUCUAUGCAUCAGUCCAGAUGGAAAAAUGCUGCUGUCAGCUGGUAGAACUAUAAAACUGUGGGACUUGGAGACCAAAGAAGUCUACAGACAUUUCACAGGCCAUGCUACAUCAGUGUCAUCAUUAACGUUUACCACAGUGAAACCUACAAAUGAAAGUAAACCCUUUGAUGGAAUUACAGGACUUUAUUUCUUGUCUGGAGCUAUACACGACCGAUUAUUGAGUGUGUGGCAGAUCAGAUCAGAUAGGAAAGAAAAGAAUGCUGUGAUGUCUUUCACAGUAACAGAUGAACCAACUUUUGUGGACCUGACUGUAUCAGAAGUUAAAGAAGAGCCUGUGAAGUUAGCAGUUGUGUGCAGAGAUGGGCAGUUGCAUUUAUUUGAACAUAUCUUGAAUGGUUAUUGCAAAAAACCCUUAACAUCAAACUGUACUGUUCAGAUAGCAACACCUGGGGAUGGGGACUCCACACCGAAGCCAGUCCCUAUUCUAGCAGCUGCAUUUUGCACAGACAAACAGUCUCUGCUGCUGGUGUAUGGAAACGCCUUACAGCCCAUCAUAGAGAAAGUGUCUUUGAACACCAGUGAAUCCCACAUAUGUUUGGUACGGGACAUCCAGAAAGUGUUGUCACUUAAAACAGAUGCUGCUGUAACAAAGGUAAAGACACCUGUGGUGAACUCGGACGCCAAAGUUCUAGUACCUGGCAUUCCAGGACAUAGUACAGCUGUCAAAACUCCAGCCUUGGGAAAGGAGAAAAAGAAAAACAAGAGGAAACCAGGAGAGACAGAGGAGAGCAUCGAGGAGCGCCUUGGGGCAUUGGAUAUUGAUGUGAGCAAAGUCAAAACUCCCGGUGGCCUUCCCCAAACAGACAGCUUUGCUGUGCUGCUGGUCCAGGGCUUGGAAAGCAACGAUGCAGAAAUCUUAAAUAAAGUGCUUAACACAAGGAAAGAAAAUAUAGUAAAGAACACAGUAGCCAGAAUGCCUAUACAUGCUGUCAUUCCACUGCUGCAUGAGGUAAGAGAGCCUGCACUUCUUGCACUGUCAUACAAGCCACAUGUGAUUUGCCUUCUAGCUACUGAAAUCCAGGAUAUGGCUCUUUAUUUUUGAAAUGGGUUUGGUGCC
Molecule: messenger RNA, 1658 nt
Organism: Camarhynchus parvulus
Lineage: Eukaryota; Metazoa; Chordata; Aves; Passeriformes; Thraupidae
Gene: WDR43
Product: WD repeat domain 43
Exons: 12
Coding region: 54-1643 (529 amino acids)
Biological process (GO): maturation of SSU-rRNA from tricistronic rRNA transcript (SSU-rRNA, 5.8S rRNA, LSU-rRNA)
Cellular component (GO): nucleolus
Molecular function (GO): protein binding
Source: RefSeq, a predicted model, not a curated record